Messenger RNA from Caenorhabditis briggsae, 447 nucleotides. Gene Ontology annotation, molecular function: G protein-coupled peptide receptor activity. The record is from RefSeq and is a predicted model, not a curated record. The coding region runs from base 1 to 447 and encodes 148 amino acids. NCBI's taxonomy places the organism in Eukaryota, Metazoa, Nematoda, Chromadorea, Rhabditida, Rhabditidae. Gene Ontology annotation, cellular component: membrane. The transcript is spliced from 4 exons.
AUGAAACAAAGCAGCCUAUUUGAAUAUGGAAAUUUUCUCAUUUUUCGAGUUUUUCUGGUCAGCGAUGCAAUGUUCUCAAAAUUAAUUCCAACAGUUUUAUAUCCAAUUUUAUCGGUAUUACUGCUAAAUCAAAUUAGAGCGGGGAAGAAAAAUCAGGAAAGACUGGGUGCAAAGUAUAAUGAAAACGACAAAACCACAUUUCUGAUCACCUUGAUGACGGUGAGCCAUUUGAUUUGUGAUCUACCGAAAGGUUUAAUAUCAUUGAUUCAGUCAUAUUUCGUUUCGGCAGGUGGAUUUUUGCUUCUAAUAACAAAUCUAAUCGUCUUAUCAACCACCUUAGUCAUAUUUAACACUAUUUUACAAUGUUUCAUUUGCUGUGCAUUGUCUACAAAUUAUCGAAAUACAGUAAUCGAAAUUCCAUGUCAGAUUUCUCUCGCCUUCUACUAA